AUGGCGCCUAUUCUGUAUAGAAUUGAUGCUAGCUCGCCAGCAAACGCGGUACGCACGCUCGCCGAUAUGAUCAGAGUAGAACUGGAACUGAAGGAUGUCAAUUUUCUCGUUAACGAACACAAGUCACCAGAAUACCUUAAAAUAAAUCCUGCAGGCACUGUCCCAGCAUUAAUAGAUGACGACUUCGUAGUUUCUGACAGUCACUCCAUCAUGAAGUACCUUCUUUCAAAGUACGGAGGGGAUAAGGCUGAGUCAUUAUAUCCAAGUGACUUGCGUACGCGCACGUUAGUCGAUCAGGCAAUGUUUUAUGACACCGGCGUGCUUUUCAUCAGACUGACAAGUAUCACUAUACCUUCAAUAUACGGUUCCUUAACCGAGGUCUCAGAUAAACAGAAGCAGGAUAUUGAGAACUCCUAUAGCGUAUUGGAAGCCUAUCUUCAGAACCGCAAGUACGUAGCGGCCGACCACCUAACCCUCGGCGACCUUUCUGUCGGCGCCACCACCAACAGCUUGCAACCCUUUCACAAGCUGGAUUCGCACAAAUUCCCCCGCACCGCUGAUUGGCUAUCGCGUAUGCAACAGGAGCCCUCGUUUAAAAAAAUCAUGGAACCUGCCACAAAAUUAUUAGCCCAGGCGAUUUCCGGAUUUUGGCAGAGAAACAAGCAAAAGUGA
Molecule: messenger RNA, 672 nt
Organism: Arctia plantaginis
Lineage: Eukaryota; Metazoa; Arthropoda; Insecta; Lepidoptera; Erebidae
Source: the annotation of a GenBank genome assembly